Messenger RNA from Dendrobium catenatum, 293 nucleotides. RefSeq names its product nuclear transcription factor Y subunit C-6-like. Lineage: Eukaryota; Viridiplantae; Streptophyta; Magnoliopsida; Asparagales; Orchidaceae. Gene Ontology annotation, biological process: regulation of DNA-templated transcription. The record is from RefSeq and is a predicted model, not a curated record. The transcript has a single exon. Gene Ontology annotation, molecular function: DNA-binding transcription activator activity, RNA polymerase II-specific; protein heterodimerization activity. The annotation marks the transcript as partial. Gene Ontology annotation, cellular component: nucleus.
AUGCAGACAAGGGACUUCAAGUACAUAGCCUCCCUCUUGCUCGUGAUCAAGAAGAUUAUGAAAGCUGAUAGGAAGGAUGUUCGGAUGAUCGCAGCCGAGGCCCCGAUUGUCCUUACUCGAGCAUGUGAAAUGUUCAUUUUUGAACUCACCCGUAGGGCCUGGGCUCAUGCUGUACAGAACAAGCGCCGUAUUCUUCAAAAGAACGAUAUUGCUGCGGUCCUCGCUAGAACGAAUAUGUAUGAUUUCUUGGCUGAGAGUAUGGAGGAUAUUGGAGGACCGUCUUCAACGACAGG